Messenger RNA from Lottia gigantea (owl limpet), 1188 nucleotides. RefSeq lists its product as hypothetical. Gene Ontology annotation, biological process: regulation of transcription by RNA polymerase II. The transcript has 8 exons. Lineage: Eukaryota; Metazoa; Mollusca; Gastropoda; Lottiidae. Bases 1 to 1188 code for a protein of 395 amino acids. The record is from RefSeq and is a predicted model, not a curated record. Gene Ontology annotation, cellular component: RNA polymerase II transcription regulator complex. Gene Ontology annotation, molecular function: RNA polymerase II cis-regulatory region sequence-specific DNA binding; protein dimerization activity; DNA-binding transcription factor activity, RNA polymerase II-specific.
AUGGCUGAUCAAAUCACGCCAAGUCGACAUGAAAAGAGUUUGGGGUUGUUGACAACUAAAUUUGUUAGCUUGUUACAAGAAGCUAAAGAUGGAGUUCUUGAUUUGAAAGUGGCUGCUGAUCAGCUGGCUGUGAGACAGAAAAGAAGAAUAUAUGAUAUAACUAAUGUUCUAGAAGGAAUUGGUCUGAUUGAGAAGAAAUCAAAGAACAGUAUACAAUGGAAGGGAGCUGGACCAGGUUGCAAUACAAGAGAAAUAUCAGAUAAAUUGAUGACAUUGAAGACAGACCUAGCAGAAUUAACAAAAAGAGAAGAGGAGAUAGAUCAACAUAAGAUGUGGGUUCAGCAGAGUAUCAAAAAUGUCACAGAUGAAGUAACCAAUACUCGAUUAGCUUAUGUGACACAUGAGGAUACAUGUAAAUGUUUUAGUGGUGAUACAUUAAUUGCUGUACAGGCUCCUUCGGGUACACAACUAGAAGUACCUAUACCAGAAAUAGGUGCUGAUUUUAAAAAGAAUUAUCAGAUACAUUUAAAGUCUCAUUCUGGUGCCAUCAAUGUAUUAUUAGUUAAUAAAGAUACAGAAGCGUCAUCACCAGUAGUUGUUCAGGUUCCACCUCCAGUUGAUGAUCUGAUCAACAAGUCUGAAAAUGAAAAUCCUAAUCCUACUUCAAAAUCUACCCGUGGUGCUGCUAAGAAAACUGGUCCAAAAUCGCCUUUGAAAACAACUCAACAACCCGCCUCACUUGAUAUUUUUCCUGUUACCAGAAUGGCUACAAGAUCUUCACCUCGUAAAAAUAAUGACAGUUUUCAAGGUAAAAAUAGUAAGCUUAAUUUCAGUCCAGUGUUCUACAUUGAGGAUAUCAAAAAUUGUCCUCUUUGCACAAUGCAUGGCGUUAUCAUGUCAUCAUUGUAUUUUUCAGCCACAAGUUCACUAUCAUCCAGACAUUCACCAUCACUGCCUGGUUUAGAUCCAUUUUCUUCUGAUUUACCGUUAUUAGAUCCAACACGUGCAGAUAUGUUAGGUAAGUAUCUUAUUGGUUUCUUCACUGAAUGCUCGAAUUCUUCUUUUUUUUCAGCUUUUGCACCUUUAUUACGAUUAAGUCCAGUACCAAAUGAUCGUGACUACUAUUUUAAUUUAGAUGAUAGUGAAGGUGUAUGUGAUCUAUUUGAUGUACCAUUGAUUAGUAUGUAA